UCACACGGUUUUGCAGUGUUAGAGCAGACAAUGGACCCUAUUCGUGUCCCCUUCUGGCCCCUUUCUAGCAGCCCAGCCCAGACACGAGCCGGGCACCAAAUUCUGGGGGUGACAUCUGUCAGGAACAGAGGCCCAUUGAUGUCUUACGGCCUUGAGGCAGAGCAGACGUGAUUGGUGGGUCCUGAAGCAACAAAGAGCCACUGUGAUUGGCUACACCUAAGCCCCCGAAGCGCAGCCCCCAGAGAGUGGCCCUGAACAAAUUCCCGUGGGAACAAAGGCAGACGGUUUCGGAAAACACUUGCUGCAGGGUGAAACAUCUACAUUGAAACAAUGAACCAGUAUCUGAAAGUGAGGGGCUAGGACUCUCCGCAGCACGAUGCCCUUUGUGGAACCUCCCUCCCUGCCUGGAAGGAUGGUCCCCUCGUUGGGAUGCUGCCUGGGACCCGUGUAACCCGCCGUUGAGUCCCUGCGCUGCUCCUGCCGUCUGAGGUGGAGACACAGCCGUCUGGGUGCAGUGUGUUCAACCGAUGGCCCAACAGGAUGCUGAAGCAGCAAGAGGAGAGGCGGGGGAGUCAAUGCUGCGUGAUCAGAGAGAAGAGAGAAGAGAUGUAGGUGUCAUCCUGGAGCACCUUAAAAAGAAGUGGAUCCUCAUUCUCGUUAGCAUUGUCAUCAUAAUUUUGAGCAUCACCAUAAUUGCCCUGGCAGCCAGGCAAAGUCCUCCCUGCCCAUCAUGCCUGCCCCCUGUGGCUGCCGCGUGCCCGGACGGCUGGGUUGGAUUCCAAGGAAAAUGCUUCUACUUGUCAGAGACGGAGGGGAACUGGAGCACUAGCCAGAACCACUGCGCUUCCCUCAACGCCUCCCUGGCCACCGUGGAUUCCCUGCCGGAGCUGGCUUUCAUGCUGCGCUAUAAAGGGGUCCCUUUUUGCUGGAUCGGCCUCCAGAGGGAACAAGACCAGGGCCAGCCGUGGAAAUGGACCAACGGUACCAUAUUCAACAACCUGUUUGAGAUCAGAGGGGAAGGGCAGUGCGCCUACCUGGAUGAGCGUGGGGUGAGCAGCGCCAGGUGCUACUCGGACAGACAUUUCAUCUGCAGCCAGCCGGACGAGUGCUCUCGAAGGAAGCUGAGCGCCGCCAGAGGGGAUACAAUGUCGAAAAUCACUUGAAGGGCCAAUGCAGCCUUUUCGGGGCGUGCCCAGUUUUCAAUAGGUCAUCUCUGGUGGACCCCCCUACCUCUCCGACCAUAGAUCUCAGCUAAAAGUACAUCUUUUACGAGGCUAACAUCAUUAACUUUCAAGGAAGUCUCCAUGGCUGGUACUACAUGGGAGUGACCCUUUUUAUUUAAAAAAACCCAGCUUUUGUUUUAAAAAAACCGGUGUGGUUUUAGCCUGCUUGGUUAUGAAGAUACCCUGCUGAAGAAAACACAGCCUGAAAGAAAGACACAGAAAAGAGCCCCAUUUAUGGAACUGGUGUGUUAACUCUGGAACCUAGUGACAGCACUACAAUCUUCCUUUUUUUUUUCCUCUGUCAUUUCCUGGUGAGAGUGAUGGACACAGCAUGCAGAGUAAGGAGGACUAGGCCAGGCUGCCAACAUACUACAGCAGACCUUAGGCAAGGCGUAUGUGUGGGGAGGGGGAUCCAGGCCCUCAGAAGGGGCAGGCCUCAAGCAGAAGGAAUAGGGUUGGGGGCAAGCCUCCCCUAGUCAGCACUUCAGCAUCACUUGCCACAGCUUCUGCUGCUGCUGCGGUAGUGUUGGACGGGCACACCAGACCUUUUUAAAUUGCUGGGCUACGGGGCAGCUGUUCCCUUCCCCUCUGUCCUCCCUUGGGCAUUUCUGGGACCAGGUCUCCCUUUUCCCCACAAUAGGUUCCAACUUUUGCUGGAUUCCCAAGCAUUCCCAGGUCAGCCAGGAGAUACCAUCCGUCCCGCAUGUUCUGGGUUGUCCAUGAGGCCUCCUCUCAGCUGCAGGUACCCAGGCUGUGUCCACACUGCGGGAGUUUUCCGGGAUACCAGAGGUAUGCUGGAAAAACCCAGCCACAUCCAGCGCACUCCUCUGCUCUUCCGCUGUUUUUUGCAGAAAAGCAAACACACGCUUGUCUACUUUGUGCUAUGAGGAAUACGGGCUCCUCUGAAAGAGGAGACUUUUCUGCCACUUGGCUGCGUCUAGACAGGGCCAAAUGGUGGAAAAGCCUCUUCCGGAAAAGCAAUUGGAAAAAGCUCCACAAAUUGUGGCGCUCCAUUUGUGUCGCUUUUUCCCCACAAAAAAAGCUACAGUGUGGUCAUAGCCCCAGUGGAUUUCCAAAGGAAGCCCACACAUUCGGCACUUUUCUGAGGUGCCAGAACCCACUCAGCUAGCUUUUCUGGAUCCGGAGGUGUAGGAGCUUUUCUCGGAGCUAUGUUCCUCUCAGACAGCAGCCCAGCACCCUGUGGAGAAACCUCAUUUCUGCUGCUUUUCCACGCCGUUUUGUCCUUUCGUUCAUAACCCAAAACGUUCCCGAGCCCAGGGCUAUGUCUACACUGCCCUCAUUCUGCACCAAAAAUAUGCAAAUGAGGCGAAGCACGGGAAAAAAAUGCAGAAGAACGGCUCUUGCACAAGAGGGGGGGUUUGCGCAAAAACGGAGCCUAAUUAAUUAUGCAAAUGAGGCAUGGUGAUAUUCCACGCUUUUCACCCUAUUUGCAUAUUUUGGGGGCAGUGUAAACAUAGCCUAAGUGAAGAUGGGGACGUAGAUUGACCUAUGCACCAAGAGCUUUGCUUGAAAUUCAGCUCCGGCUUCACCCCCACAUAGCAAUAUAGUGGUUGCCUCACUGCUGCUGUCAUAUCACUCCGCCGGCCGCUGUAUCAUUCCGCCAGUCGCUCACAUGCUUCCUUCCCAUCACCAGAGCAGUGACCGGCUCACAGCUCUCCCUCUCUCUCCAGCCAGGUGUCUGGAAAACAGGGUCUGCCUCCGAGGAUCGUUACCUUGCCGUGGUGGAGGGGCUUGCGUGUUCCGGUGAACCCCAGGGCUAUGGCGUCUGGAGUUUGCUGCUCCUGGUAGGGUCACCCUUGGCGAACAGGCCUGGGGGGAGGAUCUAGACUAAAAACGAUUCACCCCAAGACUGUCAUGGAAACUCUAAACUGACCUCCUGGGCGUCAGUCAGAUUAGAAACGCCGGAGGAGGUAAAACCUACCCCUGAACACAAGUAUAGGGGUGGUGUUAAAAGCGCGUCUAGUUGUCAGGCUACCUGUGUAACCCAGCCGGGCCCAGCCCACACAGGGAAUGUGGAGAUGUCCCCUGGGCUCAGAACCCACAAGGCGAAGGAUGAGGCACGAGUGUGAGACCAGAAUGAAAGCAGGGAGGGAUCGAUGGAUGAUGACACGACCACAUUCGUUGAUUCGGGUUCCAUCCGCAACCAAACGUUUGGUUGAUUUGGUUGGGAUUUCCAGAAAAACAUCCACGAGUUGCCCCCAUUAGCCCCGCCUCUUUGCCGUCGUCAGAACCUCCUGUUCGAACUAACGCACCAGACUUGUGAACAGCUCUGUGCUCGUGAGCAGCAGCGACCACAGGAGGAGAGAGGCCCUGAGUGUAGGAUACGGAGCCUUACACUUGGGAAGAGGCCAACGAGUCCCUGAACCGCGGUCAAGGUGGGAAGAGGCCAGUCUACCUUGGAAACCUCAUGUCAUUGACCGAUGGGAUAGAUCACUCGAUAAUUGUCGUGUUCUGGCCAUAGCCUCUGUAAAGUACCUUCCACUGGCUACCACCAGAAGAGAGGUUACCAGAUGGACCAUUGGCCUGAGCCAGGGUGGCAGUUUUGAUGAACUUAACUCCUCUGAAGAAGUGGGUUUCUCUGCAGUGCUACAAGACGACUUUUUUUUUUUAUUGUUGUGGAUCUGGUUUUAAGUAAAUCUGCUCACGAUUUGAGGAGCAGCAUUUUAAGGGUGUUUUUCCUGGAUUUUUAUUGUUGUCCUGAAUUUAUUUAUUAGUUUGUUUGUUUGCUUGCUUUCCUUUUUUUAUGGAAACCCUGCCUGAGGAAAAAAUUACUCCUCAUUUUUAUUCGUUCCUGGAGCUAAGAUGGUUUGGUUCGGAGUUGCUCCCGGGAAGUAGUCAGUCCCUUCUCCUGGGCUUUGUAUCUACUGAUCCAUAAUGGCUUUUCGUCUCUGCCUACACUCGGAAGAUUGAAGCACGUAUGUUAAUCACGGAGCUGGAGUCGAUGGACCUUGUUUCUCAUUUCCCUGCCAGCCCCACAGUGGGAAGCCGACAGAAGCAAACACUCCCAUCAGCUUCCCAUACUCCUCGCACAAGCAGGAAUACUGGCUGCUGAGGCGGGUGCUCUCUGAGUUUGAUUUAGCGAGUCUUAACUAGACCCGAUAAAUCAAACACUGGAAGAUUGAUUGCGGUAGUGUAAACAUGGCCUAUGCUAGGAAUCAAAAUUAGUCGCCUAGUUUUCAAUAGAGGUACACAGUGUAAGGCCAGAAGAGACCAUUACAGCAUCUAGUCUGGCCUCCUGCCUCACACAGGCCAGAUAAUUUCACCCGCUUGCCCCUGUAAUGACCCUAAUAACUUGUGCUUGGCCAGGGCAUAUGUUGGGAAAGGCACCAUUUCAGUGUCAGGCUCACCAUAUCCAGAGGUGGCCAAACUUACUGACCCUCCAAGUCGCAUAUGGCGAUAUUCAACAGUUCAAGAGUUGGGGUGCCGCUGAGGGCUUCAGCCCUGCUCCUGCACAGAGUCUGAACUCAGUAUGUGCACCCCGCAGAGCUGCAGCCCCUAAGCCACCUCCCUGUGGGGCAGAACCCUCUACCCCGUCUGUCCCAUUCAGAGCAGGGCCAACUCUUCAUCAGUGGCAGCUGGGCAUCUAAAUACCUAUGAGAGCUGGGUCCCAUUCACGUCACUGAAGCAGCCUCUUUGGAUGCUCU
Molecule: messenger RNA, 4888 nt
Organism: Pelodiscus sinensis (Chinese soft-shelled turtle)
Lineage: Eukaryota; Metazoa; Chordata; Testudines; Trionychidae
Source: RefSeq, a predicted model, not a curated record